This is a messenger RNA of Onychostoma macrolepis, 6400 nucleotides long. It is a transcript of the gene gpr158a, whose product is annotated as G protein-coupled receptor 158a. The transcript is spliced from 12 exons. Gene Ontology annotation, molecular function: G protein-coupled receptor activity. Lineage: Eukaryota; Metazoa; Chordata; Actinopteri; Cypriniformes; Cyprinidae. The record is from RefSeq and is a predicted model, not a curated record. Gene Ontology annotation, biological process: G protein-coupled receptor signaling pathway. Gene Ontology annotation, cellular component: membrane. Bases 2025 to 6149 code for a protein of 1374 amino acids.
UUGAGAUUUAUUAAUAAUGUACAAAUAUUUCCUUUUAUGAACAUAUGGUUCAGAGACAUGCAUUUUUAUGAGGGGCUUUGGUAAACUUGAGUCGUGUACCUCUGAUGGCAUCACCGAUUGUUUGCUCUUAUGUGCCAUUUCAGUUCAUUUAGUUGCUUGAGUCAUUUGCGCCCCUGACGCACGCGUUUAGAUUCCGUUCUGAACAUCUCAUUGUUUACAGAUCUGGAUUAAGCGCUCGUGCGGUGAUGAUGACUCAUAUUGCACCAUGAUUCACAUCCUCACGCAGUCGCAUGCAUUCAUCCUGUGCUGUUCGCAUCACUGCAGUAUUUCCCCCAGUGAGCGACAAGCAGUGCUGCGCACUCGAUGUCUCCUCGAAGCAAACAGCUCUGUCCAGCUUGCAUAUGUUUAAUUCAAGAAGCAAUUCUUGAUGGGAAUCACAACAUUGACUUGUAUUUAGAUCAGCGUUAGGGACCGUUCGCACAGGACGCAUUCUUGCGUUCAAACAGCGUGGCGGAGACGCGUUUUGAAACUGCUUAAAACUUGAUACGGCGUCUUAAGACGCGUGCUGUAAGCGAGACCGAGACUCAAAAGCGAGAACGCGUUCAAAUGUGUGUCAAGACUCGUUUUGCGUUCAAUACCAAACAGACGGAAAUCACAAAAUUAACUCGAGACGCGUAUUUCGCGCACUAUUUUAACUCGAUUGAAGUAUGGAAAAAAAACAAAAAACAAAACGCGACUCUUUUCAGGCGAGACGAUGAACGUAACAGGGGGACGCGACGCAACGCUACCAAAGCCCGUUAUAGACUCACUAUUAAAAAAACAAACAAAACAGCGCAACGGUGCCCUGCGCAUCGAAACCGAAGUUACGCUACGUUUUGAAAAGCUGAAAUAAUAGCCAGCCAAGACAACGGCGAAACGUCCGUUAUACUGAUGUCAUAGACCAACAAUUAAAAAACAAAGCAGACGGAAAACAAGAACGCGAUCUGUUUAUUGUGAUAAACAACCACGGCAAUUCGUUUUUAUUGUUACUUCUCAAUACUAGCUCAUAAUUCAACCUCGACAGCAACGCCGUUUAUCUCAGCGCAAUGUGUCUUUUAAACAGCGCCGCCCUGUUGACGUUUAAUGCAGUAGGAUAUGGUUAUAGCAGAGCUGUUAUAAAUGUACUCCUGCCCAUCGAGCGUCUAUUUUUACCGAAACCCGAAACCUUGAUGUGAUUUAUCGUUGUUUUUUUCGAUGUAUGUUUUUCUCCUUUCAGCACUGGAUAGCUCCUUCAGUUUUACAAACAUGACGUCAAAUGACUGACAGCAGAAAUGACCAUACACCAAUCAAGGGCACUUUCCUAAACCCUAUAAGGUGAUGAAGAAGACUGGAUGUUAGUAGUGUUGGGAAGUCUGACUCAUUUCCCCGAAUCGGUUCCUUCGAACGGUUCAGUUCAGUGUUGCCGAUUCACAAGCCGAGAACUGGAUAAGCGCUCUGACCGAACGAGUCUGUUUUGCGAAAUGGUUCGUUGAAAAGUAGCGACUCAAUGAACGACUCCUAAGCGAAUAGGACAUCACUAGAUGGUUUCUGCCGUUCUCAGGCUUUAAGACUGGAGUGGACGAAAGAGGGCGGAGUGUGUUUGUCAUCCAAGUCUGAAGUACUGACUCCCUGCCUCCGAAAAAUUGGAUUUUCUCUCUCUCUCUCUCUCUCUCUCUCUCUCCUUCUCUCUCACUCUCAUUCGAUCACGUCUGUUGUGGUCCAGCAUCAUAUUGGGAGGAGAGCGUCGGGGAUCCUGCACAUCUGCUGCGCUCCUGCAAGGAGAUACAAGACCGAAUCAGCAUCACUUACACAAACAACACCAAUGCACCUGAGGGGAAGGGGAUUACCGAUGCAAUAACUGUUUUCUGGCCAGGAAUCAGGUGUCAGAAAUGCGUGAAAAUCCACAGGUGAAAAUGCUGUGCUGAUUUGAUUAAUUCCAGCUGUGAUUUCUCGCAUCAGAUUUGGUGAACUGAAGCUGGUAAGGUAAAAGAGCGGGAUUGAAGGAUAUGGCCAUAAUCCGGAUAUCGUUACUCUUGCAAGUGGGAUUUGUUAUAGGAUCAAAUUAUAGAUAUGUGGAACAUGAUCGGGACCUAAACGCAAAGCUGCCCAUUUAUAAAACGCACAGCAACCAGCAAGCGCACCUCCGGAAGCCCCAUUCGGGUUUAGCGCAGAAAAUUGAGGAACAGGUACCCAGAGUGGUGAGUGCGUUUCUGCACACGGGGGAUUCCUCCACCUUAAAACACGGCAACUGCUCCAGGAGAUAUGAGCUGGCGGUGUCGCGGGGAAGGACGCGCGCAGACGCGCAUCACUCCAUGCGCAGCGUCCUGGACACGGUCCUCCACGCCACAAACUUCCUCAACAUGAUCCUACAAACGAACAGGUCCAGAGAUCACAGCCCCAGACGCGAUAUGGAGUGGUACCACGCUCUAGUCAGGAGUAUCCUGGAGGGAGACAUCAAGAUCCAUCGAGCAGUGGUUACCUUGAGCACCGAGGUCCCUCCUGAAGGGCCACCUGUUUACCUUCAGGCCACACGGGCAGGUGGAGAGAUCAUCCUCCAGGAUUUAUCCAGCACUGCCCACCAUGUAACGAAGAACAGAACGGCUGAUACCGAGUGGUACCACGAGCAUAAAAAUAAAAAGAAGACCCAUCUCCAAAAACGAGUGCUGAGUCAAGAUUUUGCCUCUUUUGACGCGUCCGUGCGCAAUGGAGAAAGUUAUAUUACCGACAAAACUCAAAUUCACUGGUCAGCUCCUUAUUUGGAGUGUAAAGAUGGGAAUUUCAUUCCCAGAUGGCUCAUGACACUGUCUGCUGGUUUCUAUGGCCUUAAACCCAACCGGAAUCCAGACUUCAGGGGUGUUGUUCGAGUGGAUGUCAGCCUGCAGGAUGUGGAUAUUGAUCAGUGCUCUGCAGAUGGCUGGUUUGCAGAUGCCUGGCCACACAGGUGCAACCUCACCACUAUGGAGUGUUUGCCCAUCCCAGGUCAUGGAUUUGUGCUGGACAAGUAUAAAUGUCACUGCAAAAUCGGCUUUUAUCAUUCAAGCAGAGUUGCAGUCAAUGGCUUUAAAAGGAAAGCAACUGGGAAGGUCAAGGAGAGUUUGCCACAUCACAGGGAUGUUCCAGAAAGUUCCAGCUACUGUCUGCCCUGCCAAGCAGGCUGUGCUUUCUGCAAGGACGACGCACCCUGCGUGGCCCGGGGUGAAGGCACCCUGCGCAUGGCGGUGCUCUCUUUCCAGGGCUUGUGCAUGCUGGUGGAUUUCAUCAGUAUGGUGCUGCUCUACCAUUUCCGCAGGAACAAGAGUAUCAGAGCAUCAGGACUCAUUCUGUUAGAGGCCAUCUUGUUUGGAGCGCUCCUACUGUACUUUCCGGUGGUGAUUCUGUACUUCCAGCCGAGUGUUUUCCGCUGUAUCCUACUGCGAUGGGUUCGUCUGCUCGGAUUUGCCACUGUCUAUGGAACGGUCACCCUCAAACUCUACAGGGUUCUUAAGGUGUUCCUGUCACGUACAGCCCAAAGGAUCCCCUACAUGACCAGCUGGAGAGUGUUACGUCUUCUGUGUGUCAUCCUGCUGAUUGUGUUAUGGUUCGCAAUAGCCUGGACCGCCGCCGUUUGUCAGAAUCCAAACAGAAAUCUCGCCCUCAUCAGUGUGGGCUUCACCACUGAUGGGCUACAGUUCAGCAUGUGUCUGUUGGACCGCUGGGACUACAUGAUAGCUGUGGCUGAGUUCCUGUUCCUCCUGUGGGGUGUGUAUCUGUGUUAUGCGGUGAGGACGGUCCCCUCAGCGUUUCAUGAGCCACGCUACAUGGCCAUCGCAGUGCACAAUGAGCUCAUCCUCUCUUCCAUAUUCCACAUUUUAAGGUUCACUCUUGCCCCUGAACUGCAUCCGGACUGGAUGUUGAUGCUAUUCUUUGCUCAUACACACUUGACAGUGACUGUCACUUUGGGGUUACUGCUUGUGCCAAAGUUCUUGUUUGCGGGUACGCAUCUAAGGGAUGACAUUGCUACAGAGGCCUAUGAAGAUGAAUUGGACAUGGGCCGGUCUGGGUCAUACCUGAAUAGCAGCAUAACGUCCGCCUGGAGUGAGCACAGUCUGGACCCAGAGGAUAUUCGGACACCAGAGGAAAUGGGCCAGCUAAGUUCUAUUAAUGGCUGUGGCGUAAGGUCUUGCAACAGUCUUUGGGAAAAACGUACCAACGAAGAGCUGAAGAAACUCUACUCCCAGCUGGAGAUAUAUAAGAGGAAAAAGAUGCUGGCCAACAAUCCUCACCUGCAGAAGAAGCGCAGCUCCAAAAAGGGCCUAGGUCGCUCCCUCAUGCGCCGCAUCACUGAGAUUCCAGAGACAAUGGGCCGCCAGUGUAGCCGUGAGGACAAGGACCUGGGUGAACAUGGAAGUAACCGCAACAGCAUCUGUGUCUUGAGAAAGAACCCUUUCGACCCCUCACACUCUGUUAAGCCUGCCAAAGAUGAAUCCUUGAAGAGCAAAGUUUUCUCCCUUAAAAAGUCCCACAGCAGUUAUGACCAUGUUCGGGACCACAGUGAGGAUUCCAGCAGUUCAGUUACUGACAAGAUGGAAGUCACAAACACAGAAGGCUCCCUUCUCGAAACCCUAAUGGGCAAGAAGCUGGUCAAAAAGUCCUCUGAGAAGAUUGAUGCAGCCAGUGAGUCAACAGAGUCCGUUCCCUUGGUGUGUAAGUCAGCCAGCGCUCACAACCUGACAGCUGAUAAGAAACCUAUUCACCCUAGAACAUCCAUGCUGCAGAAAUCUCUAAGCGUCAUUGCCAGUGCCAAAGAGAAAACUCUUGGUCUAACAGGAAAGGCCCAAGCAGCGGAGGAUCCAACAAAGAAAGCUAAUCAAAAGAACAAGGAUGCCAAGACCCCAGCUGAAGCUGAAGAAAAGGAGGGUUAUCCAAAGAUGAUUGUCAGUCAGUCAGUAGAGUACAAGCAGACAGCUGCCAAAACUGGUAUAAUGAAGCCACAGAUGAGUGGAAGCCAACCCUCAAUUUGCUCAGAAACAGCCAAGGGGAAAGACCUGUAUGACCUCUCAGAAGUGUGCCCUUGGGAAUUGGAGGACUUGCCGACUCCCUCUGAAAACAAGGUCCAGAAGCAUGUGUCUAUUGCCCCAGAGCAGACCACCACAGUCCAUGGAAGUAGCAACAAGGCGACAAAGUCUCAACAGCAAAAGCAGAAAGGCACAGAGCAGUCACCCUCCGUGGCCAGACGUCCAACCCAGAAAGCUGCUGAUAAAGCAGACAUAUGUCCGUGGGAGGAAGGAAAUGAGGACCAUGGUCAGGCAGUGGGGCCAAAACCUCACUCCAGUAGUAAGCCUGCCAUGUCCAAACCCCAGGCAUCUGGAGAGGUUGCCAAGGUUCUUAAAGCUGAGGUCUGUCCAUGGGACUUUGAGGAAGUGUCGAGCAAGCCAAAGGACUCGGAUUGCUCCCCUGAUCAGAGCAGACCCAGAAAGGACACCACACCCACUGAGAUCAAAGGGAAAGUAAGCUCCUCGCCUACUGAAGUCAAGGGCAAGGGUACAACUCCCACAGAGGGCAAAGCAAAGAGCGUUUUCUCCGAGCCUACUAAAUCCACAGGCAGCACACUACAGCCGCCCUUUAAAGUAGAAGUGUGUCCAUGGGACUUUGAGACUGCGUCAGGUCCCAUCUCUGAAAAACACCCUUGUUCUUCUCAGGUUUCUAAAACAAAGGAGACCCAUGCUAUAAAGAAGGGAACUUCUCCUGUCAGAAUAUCAGAGAUGGAAAGAGAGAACACAAAGGGUCCCGAUGAAGACAAAAUGAAAUCAAACGCAAAAGACAAGUUAACCUCUGGAAAAACAAAAGAAAGACCUAUCAGCCAGUCUAAACUGGCUGAGGUUUGUCCAUGGGACUCUGAUAGUAGUCAAGAAAUUGUCUCAAUGGAAAAACAAAAAAGCCCAAAUGUUGCAUUUGCAAAAAGCAAGAAAGCAGAUGUAUGCCCUUGGGAUUUUGAAGAUGCGGCAACUAGUAAAGAAGUCAGCCGGAGCACCGGUUCAUCCACUGGCAAACAGAAAAGUUCUAAUUCCAAAGGCAGAGUUACUAGUGAUGUUAAAAUGUCAGAUGUCUGCCCUUGGGACUUUGAUGACCAAGGACCAACAAAAAAAGCAUGACACUUUACCUGAGUGAACCAUUAGUUAGUCCUCAUUAUAUGUGCUUUUUCUUUCAUAAAUACACCAUGGAAUAUAAACUUUAAUAGAAUUGAUGGUGAUUUGGAGAAGAAAAUCAACAUGUCGCACAAGCUGCCUUUCUCUUCAACCUUUUGUUUUCCCUUUGUGUUUUUUGGAAUAAAAGGAAAAAAAACCUGAAAAAACAAAACAAAAAAAACAAAACAAAAAAACACACACAAAAAAAAAUGCAACAA